AUGGCGACUCCCUCCCCACCCAGUUCCAAGGAAUUUCUCCCCGAACCCGUUACGCCUCAUCGUCCGUCGCGGAAGGUAGUCGUGGCGGCCACACCGACCACUCGGAACGAGAAUGGCGUUCAGCAAUGGGGUUUCGGGUCAAAACUCGCCAAUGACCGAUACGAACGAUAUUCCCAGGAAGCAGAGCGUUAUAUUUUAGGCCCCAUGCCUGUAGAGGACUUUUUGGAUUUCUUGCCAGAGGCACCCACAAAACGGCCGAAUGCUAGGAACGCAUUCAUUGAUGUUCCAGAACGGGCAGAAAAGGAGAAGGAUAUCUAUACACCUCUGAUUGCGGCGCUCAACGCCGAAUUGAAUGGCCGGAAACGCUGUCCUGGGUUUGUUUUCCUGGAUACCUCGUCACGAGGCACCAAUCAUGGAAAACCUGGGUCGGUGAAGCCUGAUGUGGUUUGUUAUUCCACGGAGAUUGUCGACUCGGUUGACACUAACAAGACGACGGACGAGCCCAUCGGCGAUCUUAGUUUCGCAGACUUGUAUAUUGAGGUAAAGGGACGACCUGAACAGGAUUGUUUUACAGAUCCAUCACCCAACAGCGAUCGCGCUGCACACAAGUUCGUCCUGAACAUUACUGGUGAAAGAAAGCUCGAGCAGGCCAGGCACGAUCUCGGACAGAAUAUCGCAUACGCAGUUGAUGCGUUUGCACGCCAGUACCGCACGCGGUACUUUUCGGUGUCAUUAUCCGGGACAUUAGCUCGUCUCAUCCGGUGGGACCGUGGGGGCGUGAUGGUAUCGGAAUCGUUUGAUUUGCGCAAACGACCAGAGGCACUCUGCGAGUUCUUGUGGCGAUAUGCGCAUGCGUCGGGAGCGAAGCGCGGGUACGACUGUACCGUCGAAUGUGCGACAAAAGAGGAGGAAGCGUUGUUUGAGGAGUCCAUCACGCGCCACGUCAAAUUACAGCUGGACCUCGAAGAUAUGGCGCAACUAGUUGGGAAGCAAAAGAAAGCUGCUGAAAAGGAACUGGCCGCCGGAGUGGAUGAGCAUUUUGAGCGAGGCACUGUGGCUGCGAUCACCGUCGUUGACCAGAAUUCGAGAAGGCGCCGACUGCUGGUAUCUCGGCCAGUAGUCUCACCUCUUACAUUGGCCAGUCGUGCCACUCGCGGGUACUGGGCGGUGGCGGCCGACGAAGAACGAGGAAGGGUUGUCUUCCUGAAGGACACAUGGAGGUACACUGCGGACGGCAUACGAAAAGAGGGUGAUAUAUUGGCAGAGCUACAGGAUGCUGAGGUACCGCAAACCCCGCAAUUGGUCCAUCAUGGAGACGUCCCAGAGCAAUGCCCCAUCUCGGAUGGCACAGAUAUAGAAGGAAAGCUACGUGAACAGACAGCUUUUCAGUGCACCUUUACUCCGAGAUACCAAGAUGCAAAGUGGGUGUGCAAGAAUGGGAAAGCUAAGAUUCCAGUAUUUGCUCAGGUACAUUACAGGCUAGUAUUAGGCACUGUGGGUUAUGGUCUGCAGAGAUUCAAGGGGACAAGAGAACUUCUUAGCGGUACCUACGAUGCGUAUCAAGCUAUGCUGGGCGCGUUCUACAUGGACGACCAAACAAAGAGUAGGCUUCAUCGCGAUAUCAGCCUAAGUAAUAUUAUCCUCGUUAUGGAUCCGAUGACGCGGAUAAGGCGCGGCUACUUGAUUGAUUGGGAACUGUCCUGUCUUAUUAACAACACAGGAGGGACUCGGGAUUACAGAAGGACGGGAACAUUUCAGUUCAUAUCACAACGCAUGCUGCGCUACGAGAAUGUUGCUCACACGAUCCAGGACGACAUGGAGUCAAUCCUCUGGGUCGUACUCUAUUGCAGCUUGCUGUGGUUGGAUCACGAUCUGCCAGUGAAAAAACUGGUCACAACGAUGUCCACUAUUUUCGACCAAUGCAAUUCAUUCGAGGACGGUGAAACUACGGCUGGUGAUGGCAAGGUCAGCAAUCAAGUCUCCCGAUUGUACACAAGCAAGAUCCAUUUCUCGAACCCGAAGAUUCAAGAGUGGUUGAAUGCAGUCAUGAAUUUCAACUCAUCCUAUGUGUUUAAUUGGCCGCUGAACGCGACAUUUUUCAAAGCCUGGGAGGAUCCUCGAACACUCGAUAGAUACUGGAAGGCUUUCCUGGGCGACAACGAACUGCUUACUGCGGACAGGAUAUCUCGUGUAUUGCCUCUGAAGCAAGCACCUCGGAACGACCCAGGCAGAGCGACGCCGCACCCCGCGACUAGGACAAUGUCUACCCUUCCUAUCCAUGACUUUACCAUGCCCCGGAUGUCAGCAUUGCAAUUGGGAUCAAUUCGAUCUGGGGUGAAGCGAAAGGCAGAAGGCAUACCCUCCGAUGCUGGCCUCCCAGAGCUGAAGCGCAGCUUUGUGUCAGGAUUUAGCGGCUUCAACGCUGGCCCUGUGACCCGAGGAGCCGCGGCAAGGGCCCAAGCACAGUCAUUCGCACCUAACGGACUUGUGGCACGAGCGAGGGCAAGACGAAUGCUCAGCAACGUAGAGUCAAGCAGCUCUAGUAUGCAGAGACAGCAUGCUGGCGCUGCCUCUUCGAGCCGGCGUGCAGGCUCUACGCAAACACUGGAGAGGGGCGCUCAUUUCAAGCAAAGUUUCGGAGCAGGUGGCGCGAGAACAAGGAAGUGA
This is a messenger RNA of Sparassis crispa, 2667 nucleotides long. RefSeq lists its product with no specific name. The record is from RefSeq and is a predicted model, not a curated record. Lineage: Eukaryota; Fungi; Basidiomycota; Agaricomycetes; Polyporales; Sparassidaceae. The transcript is spliced from 5 exons. Bases 1 to 2667 code for a protein of 888 amino acids.